GAAUUGUCUGCCUCGUUUACUUCACGUUGUUUAGCCUUUUUGAAAAUGUUCGCACGCAUCUUGUAUUCUUUUCAGAUCAACUGUACUAAUUUACACGGAUUAUUUUUUGUCCCGGUUUCCUAAUUCAGUUUACCGCAUAUAUAUUUAUAUAUCUAUGUGUUAUGUUUUGGUAGCCGCUCAGUGGUGAUUUGUUCUGGAGGUUUCCACUUUAUGUGUAGUUUUGAGAGGAGAGGAGAUGACGGUGUUUGUUUGAGUGGACACACACACACACACACACACACACACACACAGAAGUGCACGCGACACAUAGGCUUAAUACUUACACAUUAAUGGUACAGACUGCAUAGCUUGGUUGUAUAAUAAACCUCCUUUUGUCCUUUUUAUAGAUCAGGGAAACGCGUGAACAUGCUGCAUACACAAGCCUUGCUUUAUUACUGCCUGUGAUCUCUUCUGUGUGUGUUUUAAUUGUGUGUUGGAGUUAUAGAGCUGCAAUGAGCACGUGGCCUGGAGCUCAGCAGCCUGCUCUGCACUUUGGUCAGGUGGUCAUUGGGCCACCUGGUUCAGGUAAAACGACCUACUGCCGAGGCAUGCAUGACUUCCUGAGUCAAGUAGGGCGUAAAGUCGUGGUAAUAAACCUGGACCCUGCAAACGAAGGACUGCCCUAUCAAUGUGCAGUGGACAUUUCAGAGCUAGUCACACUUGAAGAUGUGAUGGAGGGUCUGAAACUUGGCCCUAACGGUGGUCUCAUCUAUUGCAUGGAAUAUUUAGAGGCCAAUUUGGACUGGUUAGAGGCUAAACUGAAGCAGUACCAUGAUUGCUAUUUCCUUUUUGACUGCCCUGGCCAGGUAGAGCUUUACACUCAUCACGGUUCGGUCCGAAAUAUAUUUUCCCAGCUAUCCAAGUGGAAUUUCAGGCUGACUGCGGUGCAUCUGGUGGACUCGCAUUACUGUGCCGAUCCAGCCAAGUUCAUAUCUGUGCUCUGUACCUCGCUGUCCACCAUGCUUCAAGUGGAGCUGCCUCAUGUCAAUGUUCUCUCCAAGAUGGAUCUCAUUGAGCAGUAUGGCAAGCUGGCCUUCAAUCUUGAUUUCUACACUGAGGUUAUGGAUCUGUCGUACCUGGUGGAACAUUUAGCCACUGACCCGUUCUUUAAGAAGUUCCACCAUCUGAAUGAGAAGUUGGCUGAAGUGAUUCAGGACUACGGCCUCGUGUCCUUUGUCCCUCUAAAUGUGCAGGAUAAGCAGAGCAUGAUGCAGGUCCUCCGCACUGUGGACAAGGCCAAUGGCUACUGCUUUGGUGACUUGGAGGAAAGAAAUCUGCAAGCUAUGAUGUCUGCUGCUGUCGGUGCAGAUUUCCAGUUUAACUUAGCCCUUGGAGUACAAGAGAGAUAUGUGGAAACCAGCAAAAAGACUUUGGAAGAAGAGGUCAUGGAUUUGUAAAUGUAAUAAAAGCUCCAUUUCAUGACUUGAUGUUGAUCUUUCCUAAAGUGAAGGUUUUGAGGUCUUAAGAUGUACCUGCCAUGAACAUUUUCAGAAUGAGGACUGCAAAAAAAAAAAACGUUCUCCAUAGUAAAUGUACAUUUUUAAUAUUGUAUACAGGAGCGUCUCCUCUGAAACUAUUGGACUGGCAAGGUCCAAAACUUUUAAACUAUGAACUGAACACAUUUUGGUCCGAGAUCAAAAGAGAAGAAA
Molecule: messenger RNA, 1688 nt
Organism: Hemibagrus wyckioides
Lineage: Eukaryota; Metazoa; Chordata; Actinopteri; Siluriformes; Bagridae
Gene: gpn2
Product: GPN-loop GTPase 2
Exons: 5
Coding region: 492-1436 (314 amino acids)
Cellular component (GO): cytoplasm
Molecular function (GO): GTPase activity
Source: RefSeq, a predicted model, not a curated record